AUGAAUCCAUCCAUAUCAACAUGCAUUAACACAACCACCUUUAAACAGUCUCAUCGAAAAUUUGAGGCCCCACGAAACGGUUCACUUGGAUUCUUACCACGAAAGCGUGCACGCAGACAUCGUGGUAAGGUCAAGUCCUUCCCAAAGGAUGACAAAAAGAAACCAGUGCAUCUGACCGCUUUUAUGGGAUACAAGGCGGGCAUGACCCAUGUUGUUCGAGACUUGGAUCGACCCGGAUCAAAGAUGCACAAGAAGGAAAUCGUAGAGGCCGUAACUAUCAUAGAAACUCCUCCAAUAGUAGUCGUCGGAGCUGUUGGCUAUGUAGAGACUCCUCGUGGCCUUCGUACGCUAACGACUGUCUGGGCCGAGCAUUUGUCAGAUGAAUUGAGACGCCGCUUCUACAAGAAUUGGUACAAGUCCAAGAAGAAGGCCUUUACUAAAUACGCUAAAAAGUACGCAGAUGGUGUAAAGCCAAUUGACCAGGAACUGGCUAGGAUCAAGAAAUAUUGCCAAGUUGUGCGUGUGCUUGUCCAUACGCAAAUUUCCAAGGUGCACAUCAAACAGAAGAAGGCACACUUGAUGGAGAUUCAAUUGAAUGGAGGCACAGUCGCAGACAAGGUUGAGUGGGCUAAGAAGAAUUUCGAGAAGAAAAUUGAUAUUAAAUCGGUAUUUGAACAAGACGAGAACAUCGAUGUUAUCGGAGUGACGAAAGGAAAAGGAUUUGAAGGUGUUACGCACAGAUGGGGUACUAAGAAGUUGCCGAGAAAGACGCACAAGGGUCUUCGUAAGGUUGCUUGUAUUGGUGCUUGGCAUCCGUCAAGAGUGAUGUAUUCUGUUCCACGUGCUGGUCAAAAUGGAUAUCAUCAUCGAACAGAGAUCAAUAAGAAGAUAUACCAUAUUGGUAUAGGUGAAGAUAAAGCUAAUGCGUCAACCGAAUACGAUCAGACAGAAAAGACGAUUACUCCUCUUGGAGGAUUCCCCCAUUAUGGUAUCGUGAACGAAGAUUACAUCAUGAUUAAGGGAGCGUGCGUCGGUGUUAAGAAGCGUGUCUUAACGCUAAGAAAGUCUCUCGUCAUUCAUAGCAAGCGAUCCGCUUUAGAGAAAGUUUCACUCAAGUUCAUCGACACGAGUUCGAAAUUUGGACAUGGCCGUUUCCAAACAGCUCAAGAGAAGCAUGCCUUUUUGGGAACCCUCAAGAAAGACGUUACCGCCGCUUAG
Paraglomus brasilianum is the source of this 1218-nucleotide messenger RNA. The record is from the annotation of a GenBank genome assembly. NCBI's taxonomy places the organism in Eukaryota, Fungi, Glomeromycota, Glomeromycetes, Paraglomerales, Paraglomeraceae.